Molecule: messenger RNA, 1754 nt
Organism: Hylaeus anthracinus
Lineage: Eukaryota; Metazoa; Arthropoda; Insecta; Hymenoptera; Colletidae
Gene: Scsalpha1
Product: succinate--CoA ligase [ADP/GDP-forming] subunit alpha, mitochondrial
Exons: 7
Coding region: 185-1186 (333 amino acids)
Biological process (GO): tricarboxylic acid cycle
Cellular component (GO): mitochondrion; succinate-CoA ligase complex (ADP-forming)
Molecular function (GO): succinate-CoA ligase (GDP-forming) activity; succinate-CoA ligase (ADP-forming) activity
Source: RefSeq, a predicted model, not a curated record
UCCUAUAACGAAUUCGUGGAAACUGGUACUUCCAUACAUACAUGCGAUAACUACACUUUGUCCGUGUAUUUUCCUUCGGACUCGGCCUUCUCGUCAGUCCACAGAAGAUAGCCCUCUUAAUGGUGGUUUUCGAAUAAUUCCAUUUUGUUCGUUAACUUUUUUUAGCCGAAGAAUCAAUUAAAAAAUGGCUGUGGCAGUCAGGACAUUUUCAAAAUUCACAGUCAGAAAUUGUGGAAACUUAUUACGUACUCAAGUAAGAUUCAAUUAUACAGAAACUAGGAAAAAUCUGAAAAUUGAUUCCAAUACCAAAGUUAUAUGUCAAGGUUUUACUGGUAAACAAGGAACAUUUCAUAGUCAACAAGCUAUUGACUAUGGUACCAAAUUAGUAGGUGGUGUUAGCCCUAAGAAAGCAGGUACAGAACAUCUUGGAAAACCAGUUUUCAAAUCUGUAAAAGAGGCAAAAGAUGCUACUGGUGCUACUGCCACUGUUAUUUAUGUACCUCCACCAGCUGCAGCAGCAGCUAUCAUGGAGGCAAUAGAUGCCGAAAUGCCAUUAAUUGUGUGUAUCACAGAAGGUAUUCCACAACAUGAUAUGGUCAAAGUCAAAAGGCGACUUUUGGAGCAAAGCAAAUCUCGUCUUAUUGGUCCGAAUUGUCCUGGAAUAAUAGCACCAGAACAGUGUAAAAUAGGUAUUAUGCCAGGACAUAUACAUCAAAGAGGAAAAGUUGGUAUUGUGUCAAGGUCUGGUACUUUAACAUAUGAGGCUGUGAAUCAAACAACCCUUGCUGGUCUUGGGCAAACUCUUUGUGUUGGAAUUGGUGGAGAUCCAUUUAAUGGGACAGAUUUCAUUGAUUGCUUAGAUGUGUUCCUCAGGGAUCCAGAUUGCGAUGGCAUUAUAAUGAUUGGUGAAAUUGGUGGAAGCGCAGAAGAAUCAGCAGCGGAAUAUCUCAUUGAACAUAAUACUGGAGGUAAAGCUAAACCAGUGGUAUCAUUUAUUGCUGGUCUUACUGCUCCACCUGGACGAAGAAUGGGACACGCUGGUGCAAUUAUUUCAGGAGGAAAAGGAGGCGCGCAAGAUAAAAUCAAUGCACUUGAAAAGGCUGGUGUAAUAGUAACAAAGAGUCCUGCGCAAAUGGGAAAUGAACUCUUAAAAGAAAUGACGCGUCUUGGUUUGGUCUGUAAUUAAAGAACACAUGCUGCUAUAAACAUAUGUAGUUUGCCUCAUGUGCAUGUAUCUUCAUCCAAUAAAUUGAAAGUAUAAGUAAUUCUGCAAUGAUCUAAGAAAUCAAACAAUAUAAUGCUCUAAAAUAUGCAAAUUUUUCGGAUUAAUAUUAAUGCAAUGACUCUUUAUUGAUGUGCAAAAUUGCCUGACUUCUACGCGAUUUCUAAAAGACAAAACUUAUGAAGAAAAAUACAUGAACAUUUUUUUAAGGAGCUAAAUUUAUUUCAACACUGUGCAGUGUUUAAAAAAUCCGUUUACUAAUAUACCUUUUAUUUUAACAGUAACAUCUAUCCAAAGAUCAUUUAGAAUGUAUCCGAAAGAACGUUAACUGCCGUUAUUCUGUAAUAGUUUUCCUUACCUUGAAAUUAUAAAUUUUCUAUGCCAAUACGACAUAAUUUUAAGAAACUGUUAUGUAAGUAAUUUUUAUUCCUAUUGUAAAUUAUCUUAAAGCUAUAUCUGUUGUAAUAAAUAAUGGAAAUUAUUAUAAUACAUACUCAUAUUGUAAUGAAAAAUAAAACAUUCUAUGAUCGUA